CCAAAAUGCGGCGUUUCAUUCCAUUUAAUUACAGCUGAAAUUUCGUCACUAUUGUUAAAUAAGAGUGUCAAAUAUUAAGCAAGAUGACUGAUAAAGAGGAAAAUAAAAGCGACAACUUUUUGAGUGCGAAACAGCUUUUAGAAGUUAGGGGGGUUGGCCGUGUAGCUUGGGAUGAUUGGGAACAAUCUGAAACUGCAUUGCCCACAAUUGGGGAAAAGCAUUUUGAACCAACACAUUCAUGGCUGGAAAAUAUGCAAAUUGAGAAUGGUUUAAAAAACCGUAAAAAGCUCCUAAAACUGGAAAGAGUAACUAGAAAUUCUAAAUUGGCUGUGGCUGAAUGGUUACCUGGAAUUCAAAAAGCCAAAGUUAUUAAAAAAUCUGGACAAAAAUGGGACAACUUUGGCACUUACGAAAGAAGUAAUUUUUAUCUCCUGCCUGAAGAAGCUUUAAUGUUAUUAGAAAUGAAUAAUCUAGAAGUUCUUUGGAAUGGAAUGCCAUUAUCUAUCCAACAAGCCUAUGAAGUCAUGAUCAAUGCAGAAAAUUCAAAGUGUACUCUUGACGAGUAUAGAGUAUACUCACAACUAGUCAAAUGGGGCUACAAGUUGCAAAGAUUUCAAGAUAAGUCAACAAUGGAUAACAAGUUUUCUAAUGUUCCAAAAAGAAUUAUCAUGAAUCCAGAAGGAUUGUGGACCCUAAACACAUCUCCUACAAUAGAAAAAAGAACUACAGACAAUUCCAGUACAACUUCCAAGACUGAUAAUGGAGAGAAUGAUGUGAUGCCAAUUUCAAGUACAGAUCAAUCUGAGAAUGAUAAGUCACCUAAAAAACUAGGAAUUGUUUCAGAAGAAACAGUACUGGGGAGUAUAAAAAUUAUUAAAAAUACAUCACCAACUGCAACUAAAAGUUCUAGCAAUGGAAGUGCAUCUGGAAAAUGGUCCGGUUCGCGUAUUCAGCGUAACGUAAAACUUAUGCCGAAAAGAACUGAGAAAGCAAAAAAUGCGACUGACAUAGUCUCAGAAGUAAUAGAAUCUCCUAGUUUUUCACCUCAGAAAAGGCAGUCUGAUAUGACACUGAGUCCCACAGCAAAGAAAAUCAAACCCGAAGUCAUUGAGUUAUCGGACGACGAGAUUGAAGAAAUUCCUCGUCAAAUGACACGAACGGAGAUCUUAAAUACAUUCCCUAACUUGGCUCCUUCAGUUUCGGAGGUAAUUGUGGAAGUACCUCGUCGUUAUUUACCACCGGGAGUCAAGCCAAGUCGUGAGGUCUAUUACUUCAAUCGCAAUGCUUUGAUGAAUCUUACGCAGACAGACAAUAUGUUGAGAGCAAACAUAGAAGUGUCACAAAUCAACAACGUAUCCAACGGCCAUUUCUAUUCGCAAGGGAGUAGCAGUCAGUGCCAAGCGAUCACCACAUACAACUCCAACAAUGGUUACUUGUAUAGAGGGAUGAGAUGCCAACGUGACGGCAACUCGUACAUUCAACAGAAUGUAUCUCACAAUACAAUUCAUAAUCCAUUGUCGGGUACUGUGUUGCAGAGCAACUAUUUUAAUUUAGUACUCGAAGUGAUGGGUAGCAUGGUACGAUCAUUUCGCCAGCAGCAGUAUCAACAAACGACAUUUUGUCAUCAGAAUGUGCAAAUGUUUUCACCGCGUUUUCCACAGCCACAUGCGUCACAGCGAAUGCAACCUUAUUCCAUGCAUUACGAUGCUUUGCCGAAUAGAGAUCUUUAUUACAGAAGAGGAGGUGGAGGAGGAGCUUUACCUUCCACUAGUUACCAAAGAGGCAGAGGGUAUGCACAUACGACUUCUUAUAAUUUUCAACGACCACUUCAAGAAGACAUCGUGUUCCAACCUGCAUUUACAAAACGACCAGGUGUGGAUUCGUGGACAGAUCUGAAAAAGAAGUGGCGAGAGGAAACAACCAUCACGAUUGAAGAUGAAGAACCAAUGCAAGUUAACGAGUCAGAGGACAACAGCGAAAUUCAAGUUGUCGAGACCAUCAGUCCGCUUAUCAGCUCGAAAAAUGGAAUAUCGAGUAUGGCUGAAGUUUACGAAAGAUUGAGAAUUAUAAAAUCAGCGACAGACAAAACGGUCAGGUCGAGAAAAGUCGACUAUUCUCUCUCCUACGAAGUUUUUUCCGUCAAGCAACAGUUUAAAAAGUCGGCUCCUGGUGAGCCCAUGUGCCGCUUGUACGUAAUAAAUUCGAAAAAGGAAGCACUCUUGGAUGCUAGUAAAAUACAGAGACUUCAACAGGAGUCGAAGGAUGUUCCACUGGUGGUGGCAUUUGUCUCGCAAUCUUGUAUCUCGUACGUUCAACCCGGUGUAGUUCACCUACCGUAUUUAUCCUAGAAAGUAGAAUUCUGUAUAUAUAUAAUAAUAUCGACGUAUUAUAUGGAGAACUGAAUGAACUUCAUGACUAUCAGCGCAGCCCGAAGGAGGAAUUAUUUUUGUUUGUAAUUUAUAUAUAUAUUUCUACAAAUAUUUUUAGUGAUUAUGAUUAUGUUGAUACAAAAAAAAACUA
Phymastichus coffea is the source of this 2520-nucleotide messenger RNA. RefSeq lists its product as uncharacterized. The transcript has 7 exons. Gene Ontology annotation, biological process: tRNA-type intron splice site recognition and cleavage. Bases 84 to 2348 code for a protein of 754 amino acids. Lineage: Eukaryota; Metazoa; Arthropoda; Insecta; Hymenoptera; Eulophidae. The record is from RefSeq and is a predicted model, not a curated record. Gene Ontology annotation, cellular component: tRNA-intron endonuclease complex.